Molecule: messenger RNA, 297 nt
Organism: Blastomyces dermatitidis ER-3
Lineage: Eukaryota; Fungi; Ascomycota; Eurotiomycetes; Onygenales; Ajellomycetaceae
Exons: 1
Coding region: 1-297 (98 amino acids)
Source: RefSeq, a predicted model, not a curated record
AUGACAGACAAGACAAUGUCUAGUGCGACAGUACACCUUAGCAUUCCUGGAGAUUGGAAACUUUGGUACAAGCAUAUGCUAGAAUAUGCAAAGGACAAGAAGGUAUCAGACUUCAUCAAUCUUGAUAAACCUGAUAUCUUCUCUGAACUAGAAGAACCUCUGGAACCCGAGUGUCCAGAAGAAGCCACCGCGGAGGCCAAGAUAGCAUAUGACAUCAAGGUCACUGCAUGGAAAAUCAAAUAUAUGAAAUAUGAGAAAUUGAAUGAAGGUAUGACAAAGAUACAAGAUGUCAUAUGA